Panthera uncia (snow leopard) is the source of this 1742-nucleotide messenger RNA. RefSeq names its product ankyrin repeat and SOCS box containing 12 (gene ASB12). Gene Ontology annotation, molecular function: protein binding. Bases 599 to 1558 code for a protein of 319 amino acids. The transcript is spliced from 3 exons. The record is from RefSeq and is a predicted model, not a curated record. NCBI's taxonomy places the organism in Eukaryota, Metazoa, Chordata, Mammalia, Carnivora, Felidae. Gene Ontology annotation, biological process: intracellular signal transduction.
UUUAACCACUCUGAUAUUAAUAAGCACACUUCUUUUUCAAUUUUUUUAAAAAAUGUUUAAUGUAUUUUUAUUUAUUUUUGAGAGAGAGAGAGAGACAGAGACAGAGACAGAGUAUGAGCGAGGGAUGGUCAGAGAGAGAGGGAGACACAGAAUCCUUCAGGUUCUGAGCUAUCAACACAGUCUGAUGUGGGGCUCAAACUCAUGAACUGCAAGAUCACGACCUGAGCUAAAGCUGGACGUUUAACUGACUGAGCCACCCAGGCACCCCAAUAAGCAAACUUCUAAAUAAUCCAUGGAACAAACAGGAAAUUUCAAAGGACAUUUUAAAAAACACUGAAAGAAUUUGUUUCUCUUCCACCAUGCAGGGAGCUUGAAACUCAUCACUUCCAUCCAAAUAGCAAGAAAAGAGUUGAACAAACUGAAGAUCCACAGCUUUUUUAAAGAUCCAUCAGAGAAUUUAGAUCACAGGACAAACUACUUUCCCCCAAAUUGGAGAGACAUGCAGAUACAGAGGAAUCACAGUUUAUCAGAGCAGAAAGCCAAGAAUAAAAACCUCCAUGGGAACCAGUAGCAGAUCUGGCAUAUCCUUGUGCUCAUAAUGAGAAUAGUUCUGCUGCAAUCAAUCAAGAUGAACCUCAUGGACAUCACCAAGAUUUUCUCCCUCCUGCAGCACGACAAGGAGGAGGAGGACACCGACACAGGGGAGAAGCAGGCUCUCAAUCAAGCAGUGUAUGACAACGACUCCUAUACCUUGCACCAGCUUUUGUGCCAGGAGCGUUACAAACGUUUCAUCAACAGUAGAAGUGGCUGGGGUGUUCCUGGGACACCCUUGCGCUUGGCUGCUUCUUAUGGCCACCUCAGUUGUUUGCAGGUCCUCCUGGCACAUGGUGCUGAUGUUGACAGCUUGGAUGUCAAGGCACAGACACCACUUUUUACUGCUGUCAGUCAUGGCCAUCUGGACUGUGUGCGUGUGCUUUUGGAAGCUGGUGCCUGUCCUGGUGGUAGUAUCUACAACAACUGUUCUCCCGUGCUCACAGCUGCCCGUGAUGGUGCUGCUGCCAUCCUUCAGGAACUCUUAGGCCAUGGUGCAGAGGCCAAUGUCAAGGCUAAACUACCAGUCUGGGCAUCAAACAUAGCUUCAUGUUCUGGCCCCCUCUAUUUGGCUGCAGUCUAUGGGCAUCUUGACUGUUUCCGCCUGCUUUUGCUCCAUGGGGCAGACCCCAACUACAACUGUACUGACCAGCACCUAUUGGCUCGUGUCCCACAGCCCCGCACCCUCCUUGAAAUCUGCCUCCACCAUAAUUGUGAGCCAGAGUACAUCCAGCUACUAAUUGAUUUCGGUGCUAACAUCUACCUUCCAUCUCUCUCCCUGGACGUGAACUUGCAAGAUAAUAAAGGCACUGCAUUGCUGCUACAGGCCCGAGCCACUCCACGGUCACUACUGUCACAGGCCCGUUUAGUUAUCCGCAGAGCCCUGCACCAGGCCAGCCAGCCACAAGCCAUUGACCAGCUGGAUCUUCCCCCUGUGUUGAUUAGCUACCUCAAACACCAACUGUAAUCUUGCAGCCUUAACAGAAACCCACAAUACCUACAAAAACCACCUGGAGACCCAGGUAGCUGAAGGGCUCCACCCAUUCACCUGGAGCUACUCCAUAUCCUCCACAAUAAGAUACUCAUCAAAAUAAAUCCUGGUGGCUGCUCUCCUGUAUUAUCCUCCACAAUAAAAUCCUCAUCAAAAUAAA